UACUCCACAGUCGUAUCCUUACUCUGAAUCUGUGAUAACCUUCCACCUUUGAAGCCCUAACACUAAAUAACGCCGUUAAUUUUCCCGUAACUCAGAAAGAAGAAGAUCGUCGCCGUCGACGGCAGCCGGGACAGCCUGUUCGCCGUUCCGCUCCACGGUGAUCCGUUGCCGGUUGGGGAGCUUCAGCAAACACGACUGUCACUGAGUCCGAUAGAGGCUGAGAAGUGCUGAAGGCAAAGAAGAAAGGGGAGAAAAUGGCGGGAAGGGCUUCGAAUUUCUCGGAUCUGAUUCAGCGAGUGGCGGCUUCUUGCUUGCUCCAUCCACUCGCCGCCGGCCGGUACGAUUCCUGUGAUUCACCUGUGAAUCGACGCGCCGGCGAUGAGGAGGACGAAAUGUACGAGCACGAAGCCGGCGACAAGCACGACGGAAAGGAGGAAGACGAAGACGAUGAAGUGAUUGACGGGGGAGGUUUAGGGGUAACGGUUGGGGAGGAUCGGGGGUUGACGAAGGCGAAGGAGGUGGUGGAGAUGGAGAUGGCAAUGAGGGAGGUGUUCGACGCCGUUGCAGCGAUGAAGAAGGCGUACGUCAGCCUCCAAGAGGCCCACAUCCCGUGGGACCCGGAGAAGCUCAGGGCAGCUGACGCGGCGGUGGUCGGUGAGCUGAGAAAAAUUGGGGUACUGAGAGAGAGGUUCCGAAGAAGGCGUUGUAGCGGCGGCGGAGAGCGAGUAAUGGCGGGGAGUAUGUUGAGGGAGGUGGUGGCUCCGUACGAAGCGGCAGUGGACGAGCUGAAGAGAGAGGUGAAGUCCAGAGAGGUCGAGAUCCAGAACCUCAAGGAGAAGCUAAACGGCGCCGUUAACGGGUCCCACUCGAAGAAGGGCAGGUCCGUGUCCAGAAGAAAAGUCGGCUGCAUCACUCUAGCCGAAGUUGCAGUAUCUCCGGCGCCGGAGCUGUUCGAGGCGACGAUGAGCCAAGUGAGAGAGAAAUCCAAGUCGUUCACGUCGCUGCUCCUCUCCCUCAUGCGCGCGGCCCACUGGGACAUCGCCGCCGCUGUGCGAUCAAUCGAAGCCGCCACCGCCACCACCGGCGGGAUCAACACGACAUCGUCGGUCAUCGCAACGCAGAACGGCAACGCCAAGUACGCGCUGCAGUCCUACAUUUCGAGGAAGCUCUUCCAGGGCUUCGAUCACGAGACGUUCUACAUGGACGGCAGCCUCUCGUCGCUGCUCAACCCAGACCAGCACCGCCGCGACUGCUUCGCCCGGUACCGCGACUUCAAGGCCAUGGACCCCACCGAGCUGCUCGGGAUCCUGCCCACGUGUCAGUUCGGGAAGUUCUGCUCCAUCAAGUACCUGGCCGUCGUCCAUCCCAAGAUGGAGGAGUCGUUGUUCGGGGACUUGGAGCAGAGACGACAUGUCGUAGAAGGGGGGCACCCGAGGAGCGAGUUUUACGGGGAGUUUCUGGGGCUGGCGAAGGCGGUGUGGCUGCUGCACUUGCUGGCGUUUUCGCUUGACCCGCCGCCGAGUCAGUUCGAGGCGAGUCGAGGGGCGGAGUUUCAUCCGGGUUAUAUGGAGAGUGUUGUGACGUUUGCGGGCGGGCGGGUUCCGGCGGGUCAGGUUGUCGGGUUUCCGGUGUGUCCCGGGUUUAAGCUUGGGAAUGGAUCAGUUAUUAAGGCUAGGGUUUAUCUGAUAAAUAGGAAUUAAAGUCGUUAAUGUGGUGGGCUUAAGGCUUAGGUCUCUAGUGAAUAGCGUGGCUAAUGUUACUAGACUCUAGUUCUCUGGUGUUGAGAUGUGUCACUGCCUGCUAUGUAGCAUGUGUAACUGUUAUUGCACUGUUUCAUUUAAACAUAAAUCGCUCUUUUAUCAAAUUUGAAAAUCUUUUAAUUGCGGACAA
Molecule: messenger RNA, 1890 nt
Organism: Pyrus x bretschneideri (Chinese white pear)
Lineage: Eukaryota; Viridiplantae; Streptophyta; Magnoliopsida; Rosales; Rosaceae
Product: protein GRAVITROPIC IN THE LIGHT 1
Exons: 3
Coding region: 255-1700 (481 amino acids)
Biological process (GO): negative gravitropism; response to red or far red light
Source: RefSeq, a predicted model, not a curated record